Galleria mellonella (greater wax moth) is the source of this 833-nucleotide messenger RNA. Its product is annotated as Kazal peptide Pr13a. The record is from RefSeq and is a predicted model, not a curated record. The coding region runs from base 99 to 389 and encodes 96 amino acids. The transcript has 3 exons. Lineage: Eukaryota; Metazoa; Arthropoda; Insecta; Lepidoptera; Pyralidae. Gene Ontology annotation, molecular function: protein binding.
GUUGUCGCCCCACUCCGCUGUUAUAAAGGGGGGCUGUGCUUAUACAGCGGUCAGUUUGCAAUCUGUAAGGUGAACGAGCACAGUGCAAUAAAAAUAAAAUGAAGGCGUUUUCUCUGUUCGUCUUUGCGGUACUUCUGGUGGCCGUGUCUUGCCGGCCCGAUAAAACAGAUCUGAAGCAGCUAAAGGCUGAAGCCGCUCGCAAGAAGGCCUGCAUGCAGGACUGCACUAGUGUGAAGGUUGAACCGCUCUGUGCUGGCAAGAAUGGAGCCAAGUCACUGUCUUUCGGCAGUGAAUGUGUCCUGCACAACUACAAUUGCGAGCAUAAAGAGAAUUUCAAGAUGAUCAGCAACGGUCAGUGCCCCGGCUCUGAUGGUAUCCGUCUCUCGUAAAUUCGAUAAAGUCUUCGACGCCAAGAUUUACUGAAGAUAUUGUUAUCUCUUUUUCUCACAUUCAUUAUUUUUAUAAUGUUUUUUUUUUUUUAUUAUAACCUAGAAAUAUAGGCCGUCAUUGGCGCGCACAUAUAUUUUUUAAUUUGAUAUAUGCAGUAAUAUUAUGCGUAGUAUUUUCACUAAUGUUUACUGAUUUAGAAGAGAAGAUUUUACUAAUUUCUUUUUUCUCUUUUUUUCAAUUUUAGUUUUAAUAUUUCGAGAAGUUGUUUCUCACUUAUAACCCACUUUUCAAAGAAGCUGUGAUGUUUAAUUUAGAUAAACUUAGAAUUAUACAGUCAUUAUCAUGACAAUCAAGUUAUUAUUUUACACGCUACAAUGUGUUUUUUUAAUUAUGUUUCCUUCAAUUUAAAUGGUCAAUUAAAUGCUUUUGUAUGAUUAUAUUUA